AUGUGCGUAGGAAAAAUAACAUCCAAUUGGAGAUCUGCUGCAUCUAUUAUUUUGGCAUGCAAGUCGAGUCGUAGAGUUCUCAUGCUGAAACGAGGCGACACAGCCAAGUUCAUGCCGAAUACCAUGGUCUUCCCUGGCGGUGUCAUAGACAAAGCUGAUUCGAAGUUAGGCGAAGAAUUCAGAAUCGCGGCAGUCAGGGAGCUUUUUGAAGAAUCUGGAGUACUUUUGACUAAAAAUGGAUGGCAGACGUCAGCUAACAACUCAGAAAUGACGAGUUUGAAGGCAGAUGUGGUUACCGAUGCUUCCAAGUUUCAGAAACUUUCUGAAUCUAUUUGUGCUGAUAGACUCAUCGAGUGGACUACCUUCAUCACUCCAGCGAACUAUCCACGUCGCUUCCUCACAAAAUUUUUUCUUGUUCUUAUUGAUGAAGAACCCGCGAUAGAUUUAUGUACUUCUGAAAUGUCAGAAUAUUCUUGGAUUGAUCCAAAAGACUGCGUAGCCGAAGCAUAUUCUGGGAAGUAUGCACUGCCACCACCACAAGUAUAUGAGCUAACUCGUCUAUCUCAAAUUGAAGAUUGGUCGUACUGUGACAAGUAUGGAAACGUGAAGAAGCCAAUAUGUCCCCAGCCAAUCAAAACUAUAGGCGAAAACAUGAUUACAAAUUGUUUUCCAGGAGAUCACAUGUAUAUCGAUGAAAAUUGCUUCCAACAACCACUCCGACAAAUGUCCGCAGACCGUGUAACUGUGUCUCCUAAACUUCAGACGCAUCGUGUUACCUACUUCUCCGAACCCACCUAUGGGCGUAUUCGAGAGCUGGAACCCGAUACAGAAAACUAUAUGGCGCUUCUCGCAUCGGAACAAAGAAUUGAUUCCACAAUUGCACGAAAAAGAUUGGAUAUUCAAGAAGCCCUGAAGCGUCCAAGCAAAGUGAAAAAGCGCCUUCGCAUUUACAUUUCACACACAUUCAUAGAAGAGAGACAACCAGAACGAGAAAAUGAAGAUGCUUCUCUACCAAUGUGGGAGCUCCGUGUCGAAGGACGUCUUCUUGAUGAUCAAUCCCCGCAGUCCGCAGUUUCAGGACAACGUCCGAAUCCUAAGAAAAAGUUCAGCUCUUUUUUCAAGUCUCUAGUUAUUGAACUCGACAAGGAAAUGUAUGGACCUGAUCAACAUCUUGUAGAAUGGCACAGAACACCCCAAACAAACGAGACAGAUGGAUUUCAAGUGAAACGGGCUGGUGACCGUCCUGUGAAAUGUCGCGUUCUUCUACUGCUGGAUAAUCAUCCUUCAAAGUUCAAACUUCAUCCACGACUAGCCAAAGUUUUGGGCAUUGCUGCAGAUACUCGUCCCAAAAUCAUUGAAGCACUGUGGCAAUACAUAAAAACUCACGGUCUUCAGGACCCUCAGGAACGUGAUAUUAUCAACUGCGACACUUUCUUGACCCAGUGCUUCGGGGUCGCCAGAAUGAGAUUUAUGGAAGUUCCAAACAAGUUGCAUCAGCUUCUCCAGCAAAUCGACCCAUUGGAGUUCAAUCAUGUCAUUCAAAGACCAAAAGAAGGACAAGAACAAGUUUCUACAUGCUACGAUAUUGACGUCGAAAUGGAAGAUCCAGUGAAGCAGUAUAUGGCACAAUUCAUCCACAAUCCAAUACUUGUCAAUGACAUCCAAAAUCUUGAUCAGAAGUGCUAUGACAUCAUCGAACAAAUCAACGAAUUGAAGACUCGUCGUGACUUUUACGCCAGAUUCUAUACCGAGCCAACCGAGUUCAUCAGAGAUUGGCUUAUGAGUCAGAAUUCAGAUCUAAAACAUUUGAACGAUAUGAAUGGAGAUGUUGAAGCGGAGAGAUACUCAGCCGCCUACGUUAAGUCUGAAACAGAGGAAGGAGUGCAACGCUACAUGUAUCAAAAAGUGAAUCAGAAACGCCUCGAGCUGGAACAAAGUCUCGGAGUUCGCUCAAAUUAG
Caenorhabditis briggsae is the source of this 1959-nucleotide messenger RNA. It is a transcript of the gene Cbr-swsn-2.2, whose product is annotated as Protein CBR-SWSN-2.2. The record is from RefSeq and is a predicted model, not a curated record. Gene Ontology annotation, cellular component: SWI/SNF complex; nucleus. Bases 1 to 1959 code for a protein of 652 amino acids. The transcript has 7 exons. Lineage: Eukaryota; Metazoa; Nematoda; Chromadorea; Rhabditida; Rhabditidae. Gene Ontology annotation, biological process: regulation of transcription by RNA polymerase II.